CAAAAAAAAAAACCCCAAAAAAAAAAAAAAUCAAAGCGUCUUUGAGGGAAAAAACAAAAUAAAUCCCGACGCCACCGAGAUGCAGCGGGGCUGAAAUAAAUGAGAUUCUUCUUAAUUUUCCUGCUCCAGUGAGGAAUCCUCUGCGCCCCGAGCCGGCUUUUCCUCCUCCUCCUCGGAGCCCUGGAGUCUCGCAGUCCCGCUCCUCUCCCCGCGUCGGCCUCGGAUCUGCUGCAGCCGCCCCCGGAGCCCCGGUCAGCUCCCACCAGCCAGCUGGAGAGGGGCCGUCACGUGGCCUCGGGGUGCCAAUGUUCUGCCAUAGGGGUGUCAAGACCCUGGUAGCCGAGAAAGAUGCAGAAGGCCUCGUACUACGACAGCUCCACGCUCUUCGGGGGUUACUCCUACGCCAAUGGGUUCGGCUACGAGGGCGCCCAGCCGCCUUUCCCGGCCUCUUCCCACCUGGAGAGCGACUUCCAGAGGUCCUCCUGCUCCCUGCAGUCCCAUGGCAAAAAUAAAGAGCUCAACGGGAGCUGCAUGCGGCCGGCGUCGCCCAACGCCAACAGCAACAACGCCAACAGCAACGCCGACAGCAACGCCAACGGCGCCGCGGGCCAGGCCGGCAAAAACACCGGCGGGAAAUCCAGUCUGGGGGCCGGCGGCAGCAUCUCCAAGCAGAUCUUCCCCUGGAUGAAGGAGUCGAGGCAGAACUCCAAGCAGAAGAGCGGCUCGCCCGGCGCAGAAACCUGCGGCGGCGGCGGCGGCGGUGAGAAAAGCCCCCCGGGCUCCUCGGCCUCCAAGAGGGCGCGCACGGCCUACACCAGCGCCCAGCUGGUGGAGCUGGAGAAGGAAUUCCACUUCAACCGCUACCUGUGCCGGCCGCGGCGCGUGGAGAUGGCCAACCUGCUGAACCUCAGCGAGCGCCAGAUCAAGAUCUGGUUCCAGAACCGCAGGAUGAAGUACAAGAAGGAUCAGAAAUCCAAAGGCAUGGGCGGCUCCUCCUCGGGAGGGCCCUCCCCGGCGGGCAGCCCCCCGCAGCCCAUGCAGGCCUCGGCGGGGUUCCUCAACGCCUUGCACCCCAUGAGCGGCGCCUACGAGGCGCCGUCGCCGCCUUCCUUCGGCAAACCGCACCAGAACGCCUACGCCGUGCCCAACCCCGGCUACCAAGCGGCCCUGAAGGGUUGCCCGAGCCAGCAGAAAUUCGCCGGCGGCGGCGGCGCGGCGGCCGAGUACGAGCCGCACAUGCUGCAGGCCAACGGCGCGGCCUACGGCGCCAUGCAGGGCAGCCCAGCCUACGUCGGGGGGAACUUUGUGGAUUCGCUGCCCGCCUCGGGCCCGGCCCUUUAUGGCCUCAACCACCUGGGCCAGCAGCACCAGGCCGGCGCCAUGGACUACGGAGGGGUCCCGCCGGGCCAGCCCCACGGACGGUGCGAGAGCCACGCCGCCUGCGCGGAGCUCUCGUCGCACCACGCGACUUCUCAGGGCAGAAUCCAAGAGGCGCCCAAGCUCACCCACCUGUGAGAGGGGAAGCUGGUUGUUUUUUGUUUUUUAGGGGGGGAAAAAAAGGGCGGUUUGGGUUUCAGGGAUGGUUGUGUUGGGUUUUUUUCCGGCCCGAUGGUUUUGGGGUUUGGUGUGAGCACAAAAUCCGAGCGGUUUUGGUGGCUUUGGAAGGGAGGAACCUCUUGGGUUUUGACAGAAAAGCUUCUGAAAUGGGCUCGGGGUGGUUUUGUGGGAAUCCUGCGGGGUUUGAGCGGCCAAAUCCGUCGUUUCCAAGCCACGUUCGGAUUGUCAUGGAUAAUUCCCGGAUGCCGGGAAGGAGAAGAGUCCUCCAGCCAAGUUUUGGGGUCUCUGCCGCCAAAGAACCCCAGAGAGAUCCACCAGGAAGCUGCCCCCACUUGGAGUCCUUCUCCAGAUCCACCGGUGCUUUCCUUCCCAGCCCUCAGAGGAAGGGUUGUCCUUUUCCGCUGGAAAUGGGAGAAAUCCAAUUUCCCACCCGAAAAAGGAGAAAUCCAGUUUCCCACCCGAAAAAGGAGAAAUCCAAUUUCCCACCGGGAAAAGGAGAAAUUCGCUUU
Molecule: messenger RNA, 2066 nt
Organism: Camarhynchus parvulus
Lineage: Eukaryota; Metazoa; Chordata; Aves; Passeriformes; Thraupidae
Gene: HOXB3
Product: homeobox B3
Biological process (GO): regulation of transcription by RNA polymerase II
Cellular component (GO): nucleus
Molecular function (GO): RNA polymerase II cis-regulatory region sequence-specific DNA binding; DNA-binding transcription factor activity, RNA polymerase II-specific
Source: RefSeq, a predicted model, not a curated record